GCUCUCACAGACGAGCUGCAAGGCGUGCUUGCGACCCAGGCAGACGGCAACGAGGACUCCGUCGCCCACGUCUGCCGCCUCACCGUUGCUGCGCCAGAGCUUCGGGAGCUCUGCGCGGCGCGGACGACCGAGUUGCUGCAGGAUCAAGCUUCUCACAGACUGCUUUCCUCGAGCAGGUCACUGGACGAGGCUCAGCCAGAAGCACUGGAAACCGGAGUCGGCGUCUCGGACGAUACCCCCGAGACCCCCAACUUUGCGCAGGUUGAGGACACGGUCACAGCCGAAGAGCUCCCUGAAGUGCAGCUCGACGAAGAGGUGGAUGGAGCGAUCCCUGCAGCCGAAGAGCCUUUUGCCGGAGAGGAGCCAUUGGCAGAGCACGCUGACGAGGCGGAAGAGCGCCCGGGUACCUUCGGGGCCGAGGCCGCCGAGGCCGCCGAGCCCGCCGAGGCCGAGCCAGGAUCCUUGGAAGAUCUCGAGGAGGAGCAUUGCAACACUCUUUACAGCAGGGAAUUUGAGUUAAUGCAUUCCCAGCUGGACGCCUCCACGGAAGAAGUCGUGGAUCAGGAAGGUACCAGCUUCGUCUAUCACGCGCGGGCUGUUGCUUGCACUUUCUGUGGCCGCCGGUACUUCCCUGCAUCCAUACGGCUCCAUGAGGAGCGCUGCACUGCGCGCUGGAGCCAGAGCAGGUUGCUGAAAGAUUUACCGGAGAGCAGCUCGCGAAUGGGGGAGAGCCCCGGACUUCGGUCCGUCAGUGUUCGGACGGAGAGGACCGAAACCUCGAAUACGCGUCCAGCCCGACUUGUCUGCGAUUUCGGCGACUCGGUGUCUUCAAACAGCAGCGACGAAAUAGAGCAGGUCGAAGCUGAGAAGCCGGACGAGCUUGGGGAGUCGGGCGGCGUGACCUCCCUGACCCCUUCAGACGAGUCCACAGCCACACCCCCUCCACUCGGUGGCCACAGCAGCUGCUCUGAAACUCUGGCAUCGGAGGAUCACUCAGCACAACAAAUUCCUUGGCCCCAGAAGCUGAUUGGAAAGGCGAUGGAGCCGGCACCGAGUCUGGCCGAUGUCAGGGCGAACACAGUGCCACAACGGCGCAGCAUCUCGCAGCCUUGCCGUGGACGAGACGUGAGACGGCCGGUAGGACGUCACGAGCCCAAGCGUGCAAGUGCGAGGCUCCAGGCCGAUCGCAGGCCAGAGGUCUGGGAACCUUUGCACAAGGUGACGUCCAUCAAGGAUGCUGCCACACAGACGGCCAGAAGAAAGCCGCGCUGUACCACAUCGCAGACGUUGCAGGCGCAGAGCCAGAGGCAAGCUGUGGCCGCUACAAAGACGGUCCGGAAAUCUGAUAUAGGUCCAGGUCUAUCCAGAAGUGCUCGGUGCAAGACCCCUCGCAGCCGUGCCCGGGCGAGCAGUGCAAAGCAGGGUCCAAAGCCAAGGCCCUCGACGCGGCCGAUGAAGAAUCGAUCCUACUCAGCCCCCACGGUUUCGACGACCCAAAGAUCCGUGGUGGCUCAAAAUCAAAAGAGGCGUUGCCACUCGGCGGGCCCUUGCCAUCACCGCCGGUGUGUCGCCUGCCUGAUGGCGGAGAUACGCUCCAUGUCCUGGCCUCCCGGCUUGUGUGCAAAGCCGAGUCUGCACAAAGCAUCCAAGAGCCGCAGCCAGUCGCAUGAGAAGAAGCCAAAGAAGCUGUGCAAGGCGGAUCAGACUCAAAAGGCAUUGGAGCAGGAAGCUUCUGGGAACUCUCAGGAGGCUACCCAGCCCGAGCAGAGCCGGAUGUCACGCCUAGAUGGAGCCGUGCAAACCGACAGCUCUGUUUUUCAAGCAGAACUACAUAAUGCAGAAAAUUCGGAAUUCGUUGGGCAAGUUGUACAGCAGAUGCCACAGGUUGAAUGUGCUGCAUGUGACGAAGGUUUAGAUCGAAGAUUGCCCUGUAUCCCACCAUCGUGGAUGUGCAUCCAGGAAGUCACAUGCAUGAGGAAGUUCGUCGGCGGAAUUCUCCGAAAACCGACGACAGCUGAAAGCAACUCCAACCUUCGAGCGGCAGGGCUGGCAGCGCUGGCGCAGGUUCCUCGACCGGUUGUGGAGGUGAAGGUGCGCAAGAAAGAGCAGCGGAAAAGCCGAAAGAGUCUGCCAGGGCAGAGGCUACGAGCCUAA
This is a messenger RNA of Symbiodinium sp. CCMP2456, 2154 nucleotides long. The record is from the annotation of a GenBank genome assembly. Lineage: Eukaryota; Dinophyceae; Suessiales; Symbiodiniaceae.